UCUGACCUCCUAACAGGUAUGAGCAACUGUGCUCUCCUGCAUUUCUCUCAGAAUGGAAUCUGUGCUCAAAUAUCUGGACUGGACAUCAGUGGGCUUGGCCCUGCUGGUUGGUCUGCUCUCUUUGCUUCUUCUGGAGCUCUUCAGGUGGAAUUCCUUCAGGAGCCAAAGCCCCCCUGGACCCAAAUCACUGCCCUUUGUCGGUAACCUGCCCCAGUUUUCAAAAGAUCAAAUGGGCAUCAUCAGAUCGUUGCCAAAAUAUGGUGAGAUGUGCUCCAUAUUCCUCGGCAGGAAGCCAACGAUCGUACUGAACAACAUGCAGCUUGCAAAGGAAGCCUUUGUUCAGAAUGGAACCGUGUUUUCUGGGAGGCCUCUUCUACCUUUACAAGCAUGGCUCACCAAAGGCUAUGGUAUUAUCUUGGCCAAUUAUGGUCACUCUUGGAGGCAGCAGCGCCGCUUUGCUCUACACACACUGCGUGACUUUGGUCUGGGAAAGAAAACUGUGGAGGAACGUGUGGCUGAGGAGGCACAUUACCUCAUCAAGGAGAUGCUCAAACAAGAAGACCGCUUUGAGUACAACGACAAGCGCUUCGCUAAGCUGCUAGAAAUUCUGAAUGAAAGCAUUCGGCUUGGAGGAACAACUAUGGCGCAGGAAGAGUUAAAGGAGGACACCACAUUCCAUGUGGAGAACAUGAUGAAGUCAGUCUUUGACCUAUUUAUAGCUGGAACAGAAACUACAGCAACCACCCUCAGAUGGGGCCUCGUUUACAUGAUGAACCACCCUGACGUGCAAGAGCGUUGUCAUGAGGAGAUUAUUCGGGUACUGGGUUUUGACCGUUCUCCCUGCAUGGAAGACCGCGCACAGCUCCCGUAUACUCACGCCACUGUUUAUGAGAUCCAACGCUAUGCUAGCAUCACUCCUCUUGGCCUCAUCCACCAAACCACUGAACCAGCACUGCUAAGAGGAUACCACCUGCCCAAGGGAUCUACAAUCAUGGUCAACUUAAAGGCCAUCAUGACUGAUAAACAGCACUGGAAGUAUCCAGACACGUUCAACCCAGAGAACUUUCUGGAUGAAAAAGGACAGUUCUGCAGAAAUGAUGCCUUUCUGCCAUUCUCUUUGGCGCUUGAAGUUCUCAUGGCCUGCUGGAACUCCACACCCAAACAUGGAUGGCAUUGUGGGCACAGUUCGUUCUCCAUUCCCCUUCAAUAUGAUCUGCCACAGCAGAGAGACCACCCACUGAAUCAAGUUUGCCCUUUACAUGUGAAUGGACAACAUCACCCCAGGAGAAGUUCCUCUUCUUUAACACAUCUAAUCAGUCUCAACAAGAACACAUUAUCAAGCUCUUUCUUUCUAUUAGGACCAAUCAGGGGAAAAUGUCUAAUACAUGAUAUUCCACCAAAACUUAUGGUUUAAAAAGAAUGAUGAGAAAUAAAGGCCAAUUCUAUUGUAUUGUAUUGCAGCGCACAUGUCUGAGUUUAAACAAAUGGAAAAUAAAUAUUUAAGAUUCUGCAUUCAUGAUUUAUUAUUGAGGUCCAUAAAGACGUGGGUGAGCCAGUUUG
Pygocentrus nattereri (red-bellied piranha) is the source of this 1560-nucleotide messenger RNA. RefSeq names its product cytochrome P450 2H1-like. Gene Ontology annotation, molecular function: oxidoreductase activity, acting on paired donors, with incorporation or reduction of molecular oxygen, reduced flavin or flavoprotein as one donor, and incorporation of one atom of oxygen; iron ion binding; heme binding. Gene Ontology annotation, biological process: xenobiotic metabolic process. Gene Ontology annotation, cellular component: cytoplasm; intracellular membrane-bounded organelle. Lineage: Eukaryota; Metazoa; Chordata; Actinopteri; Characiformes; Serrasalmidae. Bases 53 to 1414 code for a protein of 453 amino acids. The transcript is spliced from 9 exons. The record is from RefSeq and is a predicted model, not a curated record.